GUCGUGUGGCGUCGGCGGAAAGCGUCGCCGAGUGGCGUAACCAACCGUAAUUUCCCGCCGAUUCGGGACGGCGGCGGCGCAAGGUAGCGCGGCCGUGGGACGAGGGCACGUGACGGGCGCUGAUAAGAAGAGGAACUUUCUUUCGGCCGGCUACCGCAGACCAGUUUGCGCCCUGCCGACGUUGACGCAGUCUGCCGCCGCCUGCCAAGCACGAUGGACAAAUACCAGGAACUGCGUGACAUCGCCCAUAAGCUCAGGAUUCUCUCCAUCCAGGCUACCAAUGCGUCCAACAGUGGGCACCCGACGUCAUGCUGCUCCAUGGCAGAGAUCAUGUCUGUGCUGUUCUUCAACACGAUGCGCUACCGCAUCGACGCCCCCAGGGACGCCUCCAGCGACCGCUUCGUCCUCUCCAAGGGCCACGCCGCGCCGAUCCUGUACGCUGCCUGGGCUGAGGCGGGCCUCUUCCCCGCGGAGGACCUCCUCAACCUGCGCAAAAUAGACAACAACCUGGAGGGCCACCCGACGCCUCGCCUCAACUUCGUGGACGUGGCCACAGGGUCGCUCGGGCAGGGACUGAGCUGCGCCGCCGGCAUGGCCUACGUCGGCAAGUACUUCGACAAGGCCAGCUACCGGGUGUUCUGCGUGAUCGGGGACGGGGAGUCCGCAGAGGGCUCCAUCUGGGAGGCCCUGUCCUUUGCCGGCCACUACCAUCUGGACAACCUGGUGGCAAUCUUCGAUGUGAACCGCCUGGGCCAGAGCGAGCCGACCGCCUUCCAGCACCAGAUGGACAUCUACCAGACCAGGCUUGCCUCCUUUGGCUUCAACACAUAUGUGGUGGAUGGGCACGAUGUGGAAGCCCUCUGCAAGGCCUUCUCGGACGCAGCUCUCGUUAAGAACAAACCCACUGCUGUCCUCGCCAAGACCUUCAAGGGCAAGGGCAUUGCAGGCGUUGAGGAUGCCGAGAACUGGCAUGGGAAGCCCCUCGGAGACAAGGCAGAGGCGGCCAUUGCGGCCCUCGAGAAGCAGAUGCAGCACAAGGGUCCCUGGACCCUGAGGCCCCUGGAGCCCAAAGCAGACGCCCCCCAAGUCAGCCUCGACAACAUCCGCCUCUCGGAGCCGCCAAAUUACAAGCUCGGCGAAAAGGUGGCGACGCGCCUGGCGUACGGCACGGCCCUGGCCAAGCUGGGCACCAACAACAGCAGAGUGGUAGCCAUGGACGGGGACACCAAGAACUCUACCUACUCGGACAAGUUCAAGAAGGCCCACCCUGACCGCUACAUCGAGUGCUUCAUCGCCGAGCAGAACCUGGUUGGGGUGGCCAUAGGGUGUGGCUGUAGGGGUCGCACGGUGCCCUUUGCCAGCACCUUUGCGACCUUCUUCUCCCGGGCUUUUGACCAGCUGCGCAUGGGUGCCAUCUCCCAGGCCAACAUCAAGUGUGCCGGCUCGCACGCCGGCAUCUCCAUCGGUGAAGAUGGCCCCUCCCAGAUGGCGCUGGAGGACAUAGCCAUGUUCAGAGCGAUUCCGGGCUGCGUGGUGUUCUACCCAAGCGACGCAGUUUCUUGCGAGCGGGCUUGCGAGCUGGCUGCCAACUUCCAGGGCAUAGUGUUCAUACGCACCUCCCGGCCAAACACUCCGGUGCUUUAUGGCAACGACGAAAGCUUCGCCAUUGGCAAGUCCAAGGUGGUGCGCAAGGGCAGCGGCGACAAGUGCCUGGUGAUUGGUGCGGGCAUCACUCUGUACGAGGCGCUCUCGGCGGCCGACCAGCUGCAGAAACAGGGCGUGUCUGUGCGCGUCCUGGACCUGUUUUGCGUGAAGCCCAUCGACCAGGCGGCCAUUGUGGCCAACGCCCGCGAGUGCGGCGGCAGGAUCGUGGUCGUCGAGGACCACUACCCCGAAGGUGGUCUCGGGGAUGCGGUCUGUUCGGCCAUUGCCCUGGAGAGGAACAUCGUGGUGAAGCACCUGGCUGUUCGUGGCAUUCCUCGCAGCGGCCCCAGCGCUGCCCUCCUGGACAUGUUUGGCAUCAGCAGUUCUCACAUCGUGAAGGCGGUGCAGGAAGUCCUCAAGGUUUAAGUUGAAAUAAGGGCCCCAUACUUUACCAGGGGUCAUAGCAUUUCUGCUCGGAUGGUCUGCCGUCCGGUGAAAAGAUAUGUAUUCUUGCCACACCUUUAAUAUUAUGUUCUCAAUAAAUUUUCACUAAAAUGA
This is a messenger RNA of Ixodes scapularis (black-legged tick), 2202 nucleotides long. RefSeq names its product transketolase-like protein 2. NCBI's taxonomy places the organism in Eukaryota, Metazoa, Arthropoda, Arachnida, Ixodida, Ixodidae. The transcript has 11 exons. The record is from RefSeq and is a predicted model, not a curated record. Gene Ontology annotation, molecular function: transketolase activity; thiamine pyrophosphate binding. Bases 214 to 2070 code for a protein of 618 amino acids.